This is a messenger RNA of Conger conger (European conger), 4200 nucleotides long. RefSeq lists its product as uncharacterized. The transcript has 22 exons. NCBI's taxonomy places the organism in Eukaryota, Metazoa, Chordata, Actinopteri, Anguilliformes, Congridae. The coding region runs from base 386 to 3316 and encodes 976 amino acids. Gene Ontology annotation, molecular function: calcium ion binding. The record is from RefSeq and is a predicted model, not a curated record.
CUUUUUGGCCAUUCGCUUCAGCUCAUCUGCUCCGAGACUCGGACGGAGGCUGAAUGCUGCACAGCGCACUACCAGGACUACGGACACACCUAGUUACCUCGCGGUAACUUAGUGGCCUUUAGCGAGUGGAAACUGGUGUACGCGGAACGCUACAUGAGUUUACCCCUGCAAAGCUCACCAACGAACAACAGCAACGAACCUUUCCACCCGGAAAAAGGACCAGCGACCUUCCAGCAACCGAGCGAGCGGACUAGACGACAACGUGCAGCCCACGGGAACAUCCCAGCUCUGCGCACCUUUCCAGGACAUCAUUCGCAUUACCAUCGCCGCUUCUACAAAGACUGCACAGUCUUUUGGAUCCAGCGUAUGGACUCCAGGACAGAAUAUGUACCCCCCUUGGGGACCCCUCCUGGUGCUGCUGGUCGCGUGGGCAGCUGCAGAGACCCUGUCGGCCCCCCAGGACAGCGCCAACGAGGUCCUGACGCUCCAGGAGACAGAACUCGCGAACGUACGGAAUCUUGUGAAGGAGAAUGCCAUCGGAAACCUCCACAGUCAACAGAAUGACGCAGCCACAGCCCUCCAGCCUGUCUUGCCACCUCCCUCCACCAUAGUGCCCCCACACCCCUCCACAGUGCCCACCUCUCCUCCAUCUCCCUCCUCCAGCGUGGGGCCUCCAGCCCCCACCACUCCUCCAUCUCCCUCCACCACCGUGGGGCCUCCAGCCCCCACCACUCCUCCAUCUCCCUCCACCACCGUGGGGCCUCCAGCCCCCACCUCUCCUCCAUCUCCCUCCUCCACCGUGGGGUCUCCAGUGCUGGCCCCUCCUUGCCCGGGGGAGCAGGUAGUCAUGGGGGUUGGGGCAGGCUGUGAGUGCCCUGUAGGCCUGGUGAAGGAGGGAGAGAGGUGUGUGUGUCCUGCAGGUCUGGUGAAGGAGGGAGAGAGGUGUGUGUGUCCUGCAGGUCUGGUGAAGGAGGGAGAGAGGUGUGUGUGUCCUGCAGGUCUGGUGAAGGAGGGAGAGAGGUGUGUGUGUCCUGCAGGUCUGGUGAAGGAGGGAGAGAGGUGUGAGUGUCCUGCAGGCCUGGUGAAGGAGGGAGAGAGGUGUGUGUGUCCUGUAGGCCUGGUGAAGGAGGGAGAGAGGUGUGUGUGUCCUGCAGGCCUGGUGAAGGAGGGAGAGAGGUGUGAGUGUCCUGCAGGCCUGGUGAAGGAGGGAGAGAGGUGUGUGUGUCCUGCAGGGUUUAAACAGCAGGAGGCCGGAGAGUGCCAGGAUGUGGACGAGUGCGCAGGGGAUGGGCGGGACCCCUGUGGUCUCCAUGCCAACUGUACAAACACGGCCGGCUCCUUCACAUGCAGCUGUCGCCGUGGUUACCUGAAGAGCCCCACAGGAGAUUGUCAAGACGUGGACGAGUGUGCGCUGGCCGCGGUGACGGGGCUCCGGGCGUGUGUGGGCGGGGCCGUGUGCAGGAACUCCCCCGGCUCCUUCUCCUGCUCGUGCCCCCUGGGAUACGUGAUGAGGCUGGACGGGCUGGGCUGCGUGGAUGUGGACGAGUGCACCUUCGAGGAGCAGUGUCGCAGGGAGUUUGGGAACGUUUGUGCCAACACCCCUGGGAGCUACAUCUGCCAGUGUCAGGCAGGAUUCAGAGCAGAAACACCAGCCUGUGUAGAUGUGGACGAGUGCAAGGAAAGCCCUGAUGUGUGUGUCGGUCGGGGUGUGUGUGAGAACACCCUGGGGAGCUACAAGUGUGUCUGCCAGCCGGGCUACAAAGGAAACGGAACCCACUGCGAAGAUGAGAACGAGUGUGCGUCGGGUCGCCAUGGCUGCGACGCCAAAGCUCGCUGCGGCAACAUCGUCGGCUCCUACUUCUGCCAGUGCUACCAGGGCUACAGCGGAGACGGCUUCUCCUGCUUCGACGUGGACGAGUGCGUGCUGAGUAAUGGGAACUGCCAGCACAACUGCAGUAACCAGCCCGGGGGAUACCAGUGCCUGUGCCAGCCUGGGUACCUGCUCUCUCCGGACAAACACAACUGCACAGACGUGGACGAGUGUUCGUCUCUGAACGGGACGUGCGAACAGAACUGCGCCAACACGGAGGGAUCCUUCUUCUGCUCCUGUCUCCCUGGUUACCAGCUGCACAUCGACGGUCACAGCUGUGUGGAUAUCGACGAGUGUAAGUUGCAGGGGGGGGGCUGUUCCCAUGGCUGCACAAACAGCCCUGGGGGGCACAUCUGCCACUGCCCCCACCCCCUGAUCCUGGACGUGGACAAGACCACCUGCGUCAACGUGACGUCAUGUGACCUGCAGAAUGGGGGCUGCUCCCACGCGUGCAGCAUGCGCUCAGAGGGGCGUGUCCACUGCAGCUGCAAGGCAGGCUGGGAGCUGGCCGACGACCAGCGGCGCUGUGUGGACGUGGAUGAAUGCGCUGACUUCACGCACGGCGGCUGUGAGCAGCUCUGUGUGAACCACCCCGGCUCCUUCAACUGCAGCUGCCGGGAGGGGUACGAGCCCCGCAGUGACGCCCCCGUACAGUGCACCCCUGUGUGUGACCCCCCCUGUCAGAAUUACGGGGUGUGUGUGGCCCCGCACUCCUGUGACUGCCCGGCAGGCUACCCUGGACCUGGCUGCUCGGCCAUGUGCUCCCCUCCCUGCGCUCACGGCGGGACCUGCAUGCGCUGGAACAUGUGUCUGUGCCCCCCUGGCUGGACUGGGCCCGGCUGCCACACAGCGGUGUGUGAGCUUCCCUGUGCUAACGGUGGCCGCUGUGUGGGUCCAGACUCCUGCCAGUGCCCCUCUGACUACACUGGGCUUCAGUGCCUAACCCCCCUCUGUACCCCAGCCUGUCAGAACGGAGGCAGGUGUGUCGACGUCAACAAGUGCACCUGCACUGGAGGAUGGCUGGGCGCCCGGUGUCAGAUAGAACCUGUGCGGUGCCAGACAGGGUGUAAGAACGGCGGCGUGUGUGUGGGGCUCAACAGGUGUCGCUGCGCCAGCGGAUUCACGGGGAAGGUCUGCGAGACAGCGGUAAUGACGCCCUGCGUGCCUCCGUGCAAAAACGGCGCCACCUGCAGCCCUCACAACAAGUGCAGCUGCCCCGAGGGCACCGCCGGCAUCCGCUGCCAGACACUCACGUGUCCGGUGGUGACGAUGGUGGUGAGCAUGGCGAGGGCCGUGAGGAAGGGCGUGAGAGAGAGCUACGUGGACCGCUGUGGCCCCCUGGGAGUCCACCUCUGCACCAAGUACAGGAUCAACCAGGCAAGGGUGUACCUGCUGGCCUACCGGGUGGGCUACAGAGUCCACUGCCCAGAGAAGAAGGGAACAUGAGGACCCCAUCGGCAAAACAAAACUCUUCCCAAAAAUAUCUACUGCUGUAGCUACGACCUCACACAGCACUGACCUCAGUGGUGACCCAGCACGACCUCUGUGUGACCCCUGUGAAAACCUUUGAGUGACCGCCACUGCCUCAUGCCGAGUGGUGGAAACCCGACAGACUAUCUGGACUAACGGGUGUUUCGGUAAAACUGAAGACAGAUGCGUUGCAUCAACCAGCACAGCCCCGAUUGGCACACCAUCUCUGAGUCUGUGUGAAAACAAAGUGAACACUUUGAACCCGUUGAAGUGUUUUUUUUUCUCCAAAAUUCUAAGUCAGUGUACUAACUUCAGUUGUUCAAUAACCAGCAGUUAAGUAUGAGGUUUUGAACACAGCCAAGAAUACUAGACAAAAAAAGAAACUGCCACUAAUUCUUAAAGCUGGGUUUUUUGCAAAUGCUAUUUGUUUUGUUUUGCAAAUCAUCCACACAUCCAGUCUGUCUGUUUUUUGUUUUUUUAAAAGUCUGUCUUAUGUAAUAAAACCCUCAACCCACAAAAAGGGAUCUCAAUGUUUCAUACAAAAAAAAAGGUACAAAAGCUUGUCACUGGGGUGGUAGCCUGUAGGUAUGCAUAUAUACAUUGUAUAUUGAUGGAUUAUUGGAUUAAUAAUUAGUACCAUUUUUGUUUGGAAACGGUACUUAUUUCUACCCGAAAUUAUAGUAUUGUACCUUCCAGGGUACAUCUGGGAAAUUUGUUCCUUAAAAGAACAAAAAUGUACCUCCACUGUAUCCCUAUUGCUGAGAGUGUUGUCUUCGUGGGGAAAUCCCAUUUAGUUCUUUAUGGAACCGUGUAUGGUAGCUGUGGAAGCUGUUUUACAAUAAACAAAAACAAAAUGAAAA